Hermetia illucens (black soldier fly) is the source of this 1572-nucleotide messenger RNA. RefSeq lists its product as uncharacterized. The record is from RefSeq and is a predicted model, not a curated record. The transcript has a single exon. NCBI's taxonomy places the organism in Eukaryota, Metazoa, Arthropoda, Insecta, Diptera, Stratiomyidae. Gene Ontology annotation, cellular component: membrane; endoplasmic reticulum. Gene Ontology annotation, molecular function: glucosaminyl-phosphatidylinositol O-acyltransferase activity. Gene Ontology annotation, biological process: protein localization to plasma membrane; GPI anchor biosynthetic process. Bases 133 to 1572 code for a protein of 479 amino acids.
UUGCGAAUCCGAGGACUUUACACGUUGAGAAGCUAUCGGAGACGGUAAUCAUGGGAAGUCAUUGCGAUAUGGAUCCCAGUGGUAAGCUCGCGAUCCCAACCUAAUGUAAGUAUUUUACUGGCCAAGGGCACGAUGACGAGACAUCUGGCAGCCGUUAGUGCGGGUUCAAAGCGUAAUGACCGAGCCAGUGGGCUCUACGUAUUCGCGUUAAUCAUCCCAAUCGUAUUCACAACUACUCUCUGCAUAUUAUUAAGUUUAUAUGGUCGGGCGCCAAGCGCAGCGCGUAGAUUUCUAACCGAAAUUAUUAUUCUAGUGUUCACGGUGGUUUUCAAUGUUACUGUUCUAAGUGACCAUAUUUCUAGUGUUUUGGGCAUACUUGCAUUACUGACUGUUCCAGCCGUGCUGCUUAGUUUAAGGAAAUGGGCUCUAGAGCGCGAAGAUAUCGAACAAGGUUCGCCUGGGGAAGUGGGUUUACUCAAGCGAAUACGGAUGAAAACGAGUCUGGUAGAGAUCACAUCAAAGCAACCUGGAUAUGUGACGAUUUUCCGGUCAACAGUGCUUUUGAUUACAGUUGUCUGUAUUCUCGCCGUUGAUUUCAAGGUAUUUCCGGAUUAUUCCUUCAAAACGCACAAGUAUGGAUUCAGCCUAAUGGACGUCGGGAUUGGAUUGUUUGUUUGCAGCAUCGCAGUGGUGUGUAAUAAGCCACCAAUGGGCCAUUUUAAAUCGACGAGAAACCUGUUGCGUCUUCUCUGGAAUGUCUUCCCGUUCAUGGCAUUGGGAAUCGGGCGAGCGGUGGUCAUUAAACAAAUUCAUUACAACCAAGCCGUGACUGAAUACGGCGAGCACUGGAAUGCUUUCCUCACCCUUGGUUUCGCUAAACUAAUUGCAACAUUAUUCGCAAGCUUAGUUCCGCAUCCAAAGCAUCUAGCUUACCUUGCAAUUGCCAUUUUGGGGAUCCACGAGUUCGGUCUUCAGUUUGGACUAGCGGAGUUUGUUAUUAGUUCCAGGACCGGCCGAAAAAGCCUUCUCACUGCUAACCGCGAAGGAAUCGUCUCAACUCCUGGAUUUGUAGCGCUUCAGCUGGCUGCUAUGUACCUCGGGUACCUCCUGCGUCCAAAUAAGGAUAGCAUCACCGUUCGAGAGUUGCUCAAUAAAAUCUUAGUAUUCGCAUUUAUGUCGGCGGUUUUAUGGCCCGUAGUUUUCUAUAUUAACUCGCAUUUUGGAGUUUCACGGAGAAUCUGUAACUUGGGUUAUGUUAUGUGGAUGCUGUGCAUUUCUACGACGAUGUCGGUUUUCUUUAUGCUGAUGGAACUACUCGCAGCGAUAAUGGCGCAACACAAGGGCAGGGAUCAGCAUUGGCUCUAUGUACCCUUAAUCAUGCAGAGCAUCAACUACAACGGAUUGUUUUUCUUUCUGAUGGCGAACGUUCUAACGGGUAUGGUGAACAUGAGCCUCGAUACGACCGCAGUGGAUACAGGGAACAGUCUGCUCAUUCUUACCACUUACAUGUUCAUUAAUUGUUUAGUUAUUACAAUUUUUUAUAUUAAAAAGGUCAGAAUAAAAUUUUGGUGA